AUGAAGCGGUUCGCCGUGCUCGGUGUGCCUGUUUCUCCUUGCUGCAGCCAGCAGUUGCUGCACGCCACUGCCCGCACUAACAUUAUUGUGCCGCGGCGCUGCAAGGCAACGUUUCUCCGCGUCGCCAACCGCAAGCGUGUGGAGAUGUUCGUUGGGAAGCGAUUCCAUCUGCCAACGCGGCUAAAAACGGCCGCCCCAGAGAUCGCGAUGGAGUGGGACCACGACAAGAACCCAAUGCACCUCUAUCCUGAGAUCAUCGGCAUCGGCCAUGUGUCGCCUGUCUGGUGGAAAUGUGCCGCAUGCCAGCACUCCUACUCGAUGAGUGUCGAGAAACGCGUUGUGCGGGGUGGUGGGUGUCCUGUUUGCACUGCAGCUGCAAAGAAUGCCGCUGCACCGACGGAAGGCACCCUUGAGGGCGAAGCUGCCAGGGAGCUUCGUCCAAAAAGGUCGGUAAUGUUCAACAUGCGAACAAAGUAUUGA
Trypanosoma grayi is the source of this 480-nucleotide messenger RNA. RefSeq lists its product as hypothetical. Lineage: Eukaryota; Euglenozoa; Kinetoplastea; Trypanosomatida; Trypanosomatidae. The record is from RefSeq and is a predicted model, not a curated record. The transcript has a single exon. Bases 1 to 480 code for a protein of 159 amino acids.